Arachis stenosperma is the source of this 521-nucleotide messenger RNA. Its product is annotated as histone H2A.1-like. Lineage: Eukaryota; Viridiplantae; Streptophyta; Magnoliopsida; Fabales; Fabaceae. The record is from RefSeq and is a predicted model, not a curated record. The transcript has 2 exons. Gene Ontology annotation, molecular function: protein heterodimerization activity; DNA binding; structural constituent of chromatin. The coding region runs from base 1 to 474 and encodes 157 amino acids. Gene Ontology annotation, cellular component: nucleosome.
AUGGACGAAACCGCCACCGUCACCGCCGAAGCCACAAUUACCACCACCACCACCACUGUCAAGGGCGCCGCCGGAAGAAGAGGAGGCCAGAAGAAGAAAGCCGUUUCCAAGUCCAUCAAAGCAGGCCUCCAAUUCCCCGUCGGUCGCAUUGCCAGGUACAUGAAGAACGGCCGUUACUCUCAGCGGUUAGGCACCGGAGCUCCGAUCUAUCUCGCCGCCGUUCUCGAGUACCUCGCCGCCGAAGUUUUGGAACUAGCUGGAAAUGCUGCGAGGGAUAACAAGAAAAAUAGGAUCAAUCCGAGGCACGUGUUGCUGGCUGUGAGAAACGACGAUGAGUUAGGGAAAUUGUUGCAAGGCGUCACCAUCGCUAGCGGCGGCGUGUUGCCGAAUAUCAACCCCGUUUUGUUGCCGAAGAAGAGUGGUGGUGCUGCCGCAGACAAAUCUGCGGCCACCAAGUCUCCUUCUCGUAAUUAGUAAAAAAAAAAUAUUAGGAUUUAGGUUUAGCCGUUUAGGUGCUCCUU